This is a messenger RNA of Suncus etruscus (white-toothed pygmy shrew), 2737 nucleotides long. It is a transcript of the gene CDH19, whose product is annotated as cadherin 19. The record is from RefSeq and is a predicted model, not a curated record. Gene Ontology annotation, molecular function: cadherin binding; calcium ion binding; ATP binding. The transcript has 12 exons. Gene Ontology annotation, cellular component: adherens junction; catenin complex; plasma membrane. Gene Ontology annotation, biological process: adherens junction organization; multicellular organism development; protein phosphorylation. NCBI's taxonomy places the organism in Eukaryota, Metazoa, Chordata, Mammalia, Eulipotyphla, Soricidae. The coding region runs from base 216 to 2510 and encodes 764 amino acids.
GGUGAAAAGCUUUUGAGGCCAAAAAGAAACAUCUCUCCUAAUUCCAGUGUGUGGAAAGCAAAGUUUGAGUUUCAGUUUUCACGGAACUCUUAGACCUGGAAGAGACACAGGUCAAUAGAUGAUAUUUCAUGGUGAAUAGAAUUAUCCCAAAGUAUAGGAAUUUUGUUUUCAAGACCUAUUUUCUCUAGAGUAACCCUGGUCAUAUAAUUUACAGGAUGAGUCCUUGUUCCUUGCUACCUGUUAUUCUGGGAAUUCCUGUCUUCUUGCCUGAUUCAAAGACAGAAAGCAUUAAGAACCCAAGACAAUCUCUUUUGAGAGAGAAACGAGGCUGGACUGGUCACUCAUUUUAUGUGCCUGAAGAAUCAAACAUCAGUUAUUAUUACGUUGGCCAGAUAAAAUCUGAUUUAGAUGAUGGAAGUGAGUUUUUUCAGUAUAGACUUUUGGGAGAUGGAGCUGAAAGCACCUUUGUCAUUGAUGAACGAACAGGUGAAAUAUAUGCCAUAAAGAAGCUUGACAGAGAAGAGCAAUCCCUCUACACUCUGAGAGCGCAGGUAAUCGACACCAUUACUGGAAGGGCAGUGGAGCCUGAGUCUGAGUUUGUCAUCAGAGUUACGGAUAUCAAUGACAAUGAACCCAAAUUCCUAGAUGAACCUUAUGAGGCCAUGGUACCCGAGAUGUCUCCAGAAGGAACAUUUGUUAUUCGAGUAACAGCAAGUGAUGCUGAUGACCCAUCCACUGGCAACCAUGCUCGGCUCCUGUACAGCUUACUGCAAGGUCAACCAUAUUUCUCCAUUGAACCAACAACAGGAAUCAUAAGAAUAUCUUCUGAGAUGGAUAGAGAACUUCAAGAUGAGUAUUUGGUUCUUAUUCAAGCCAAAGAUAUGCUUGGCCAGCCUGGAGCACUCUCAGGAACAACCAGUGUCUUAAUUAAGCUUUCCGAUGUGAAUGACAAUAAACCGAUAUUUAAAGAAACUUUUUACCGCCUGACUGUCUCUGAAUUGGCACCCAUUGGCACGUACAUAGGAAAAAUCACAGCAUAUGAUAACGACAUAGGAGAGAAUGCAGAAAUGGAGUACAGUGUUGAAGAUGAUUCCCAAACAUUUGGCAUCGUUACUAAUAAUGAGACCCAAGAGGGACUUGUUCAAUUAAAGAAGAAAGUAGAUUAUGAGCUUCAGAACCACUAUAGAAUCAUAGCAAGAGUCAGAAACCCCCAUGUUUCUGAGAAGCUCAGGAUUUAUCACACAGAAGCAGCCAAGGCUAUCAUUAAGGUGCUUGUGAAUGACGAGGAUGAACCUCCCGUUUUCCUGCUCUCAUACUACAUUUUUGAAAUCUUCGAAGAAAGCCCCUUAGGGUCAGCUGUAGGCAUGGUUUCUGCCAUAGAUCCGGAUGCAAAGAAAUCUCCCAUUGGGUAUUCUGUUACCGAUACUAGGAGGUUCAGUAUUGAUGACAAUGGCACAAUCAUCACAGCACACCCUCUAGAUCGAGAGCUUAGUGCCUGGUAUAACUUUACUAUUUCAGCCACAGAAAAAUACAAUAUGCAACAAAUUUCUACGGUUCCUGUGUAUGUGAGAAUUCUUGACAUUAAUGAUCAUGCACCUGAAUUCCCUGAGCACUAUGAACCUUAUGUUUGUGAAAAUGCAGACACUGGUCAGAUAAUCCAGGUUAUCAGUGCUGUGGAUAAAGAUAAAUCUGAAGAAGUUCACCAUUUCUACUAUAAUCUCUCUGUGGAGGACACAAAUUCAAGUUUCAUAAUUAUGAAUAAUCUAGAUAACACAGCUUCAAUUGUGACAAGUAAAUCCGGUUUUAACCUUCAAGAAGAACCUGUCUUUUACCUGCGCAUCUUAAUUUCUGACAACGGAGUCCCCUCUCUGACAGGCACCUGCACCCUGACCAUCUAUGUCUGUGACUGUGAUGGCAAUGAUGACAAUCAGGCCUGUGACAACAAGGGGUUCAUAAAGUCUCUGGCAUUCAAGACUCAAGUGGCAAUUGCAUCCCUGAUAGGCAUGAUGUUAAUUUUUGGGCUUGUAUUUUUGAUCUUCGUUCUGAAACAACGACGCAAACAGUCUCUGUUUCCUGAAAAAGGUGAAGAUUACAGAGAGAAUAUCUUCAGGUAUGAUGAUGAAGGGGGUGGGGAAGAAGACACGGACGCCUUUGACAUAGUGGAGCUGAGAAGCAGGACCUUUCUGCGGCAGCCCAGGGCUCGGAAGGUCCCCAGCGAGGACAUCAGGAGCCUGUACAGACAGUCCUUGCAAGUGGGCCCCGAGAGUGCCCUUUUCAGGAAAUUUAUUCUCGAGAAGCUCCACGAAGCCAAUACAGACCCCUGUGCCCCACCUUUUGACUCCUUGCAGACCUAUGCAUUCGAAGGGAUGGGCUCCCUGGCUGGCUCCUUGAGUUCCCUGGAAUCAGCCGGCUCUGAGCAGGAUGAAAAUUUUGAUUACCUGAAUGAAUUGGGACCUCGCUUUCAAAGACUAGCCUGCCUAUUUGGUCCUGCCAUGCCAACCAACCAGUAAGAGCUUCCUGAGAGUAUGUCAAGGAACUAAUAUGGAAGUUGACUGGGUGCUGAUUUGAGGCUGGAAAGCGGUCUUCUCUGCUGUCUGCAAAAGAAUAACGUUUAUAACAAUAGAUUUCAAGCUUUCUGAUUUGCUUCCAAGAUGCCAAUUUUCAGAUGCCAAACCUUGCUAACUCUGCACAUCUUUGAAAUGCUCCUCUAGUAUGUGUAUAUAUUAUACACACAAUA